AUGGGGCUAGGGGUUCUCCUCAUCCUCCUCCUCGUUGUCAGGGUGGCUGAGUCCCAGCUGAUCGUGUCCGUGGGGCCCUCCCCGGUGAGGGCCGUGCUGGGCUCGGACGUGCUGCUGCCGUGUAGCUUCGCUGUGGGCGAACCCAUCAGUCUGUCUAAAUUCUACCUGGGCUGGGCCCAGGGAGGUGAGAAGGUGGCCGAGUACCUCAGAGAAAAGCCGACUCAGCAGCCCGGGGUGAAGCUUUUCCCGGAGGAGCUGAGCAGGGGGAACUGCUCCCUGGGGCUGAGGAACGUGCGUCUGGAGGACGAAGGCAGAUACACCAGCACCCUCAUCUACACGCCUGACAAAUCUGAGCAGCACCUGGAGCUGCAGGUGACAGCUGCUCCCAGACUCUCCAUCCCCCGGCGAUCGUCCGGGACAGACACAGCGACCUCCUUCCCCUGCCACGUGUGGGGCUUCUACCCCCAGGACAUCGCCGUCACGUGGCUGAGAGACGGGCGGGUUCUGAGCGACGCCACCCGCUCUGCCCCCCAGAGGAACCCGGACGGGACCUUUAACCUCACCCUGACCCACACCUUCACCCCCACCGCGAGCGACUCCGGCAGCAUCUUCUCCUGCCACGUCAGCCAUGCGGCUCUGGCCCAGCCCCUGCAGGAGGAGUUCCCCCUGGCUGUCACAGGUGCAGGCGUGGCUCCUUCGAAGGCCAUCACUGGGGUCUGCAUCGCGCUGCUGCUAGUCAUGGUGGCUGGGUUAGCCAUUUACUGCUGGAGACAGCGGAGGGAACGGAAAGGUUCUUACCGUGCAGUGGAGACGUCCCCCGAGGACCCAGCUGGGAGCAGAGACAAGACGCGCGGCGAGGACACGGUGCUGAUGGGGAAUGAUGGGGUCAGCGGCGCCGGGGAGGGGUCUGAGAAGCAGCCGCGGUUACCUGCUCAGGGCCAGGAGCAGAGCGAGACACAGGAGCGGGUCACAGCAAGUUCUAAUUCUUCUGGAUCAAAAGCGUCUGACGUGGGCACAAGGGCGUCAUCCUGCAUCACGCAGGGGGGCCCAGAGGCAGAGGGGCCAUCCCCGAACACGGUCCCAUUGGGGGAGAUUGGAGGCCUGGAUGAGGAGCGAGUGGGGGCAGCUUCCCCACAGGCACAGCCGGCGGCAGAGGUGGCAUUCCCAGUCCAGCACCGUACGGCUGUAGACGGGGGAGAGAUGGAUCUCAGCCAGCACAGUCGGGAGGUGAUGUCACCCUGCAGCCAGACCCACGAGACGGGUCCCGGGGCGACCGGCGGCCAGAUCCACCAGAUGGGUCCCGGGGCGCCCGGUGCCCGCAAGACCCACCAGACGGGUGACAGGGCGACCAGCGGCCAGACCCACCAGAUGCGUCCCGGGGAUCCCGGCGCCCGCGAGACCCACCAGACGGGUGACAGGGCGACCAGCGGCCAGACCCACCAGACGGCUGACAGGGCGACCGGCAGCCAGACCGACCAGACGGGUCCCGGGGCGACCGGCGGCCAGACCCAGGAGACGGGUCCCGGGGCGACCGGCGGCCAGACCCAGGAGACGGGUCCCGGUGCGACCGGUGGCCAGACCCACGAGACGGGUCCUAGGGCGACCAGCGUCCAGACGCACCAGACGAGUCCCGGGGUGACCGUCGGCCAGACCCACCAGACGGGUGCCGGGGAUACCAGCGGCCAGACCCACCAGACAGAUGACGGGGCGACCGGCGGCCAGACCCACCAGACGGGUGCCGGGGAGACCGGCGGCCAGACCCACCAGACGGGUGCCGGGGAUACCAGCGGCCAGACCCACGAGACGGGUCCCGGGGCGACCGGCUGCCAGACCCACCAGACGGGUGCCGGGGAGAUCGGCGGCCAGACCCACCAGACGGGUGAUGGGGCGACCGGCGGCCAAACCCACCAGACGGGUUCCAGGGCGACCGGCGGUCAGACUGACCAGAUGGGUGCCGGGGCAUCCGGCGGCCAGACCCACAAGAUGGGUGCCGGGGCGACCGGGAGCCAGACCCACCAGAUGGGUGCCGGGGCGACUGGCGAUCAGACUCACCAGACGGGUGACGGGGCGACCGGCGGCCAGACCCAGGAGACGGGUCCCGGGGCGACCAGUGGCCAGACCCACGAGACGGGUCCCGGGGCGACCGGCGGCCAGACCCAGGAGACGGGUCCCGGGGCGACCAGUGGCCAGACCCACGAGACGGGUCCCGAGGCGUCCGGCGGCCAGACCCACCAGACGGGUCCCGUGGCAUCCGGGGGCCAGACCCAGGAGACGGGUCCCGGGGCGACCAGUGGCCAGACCCACGAGACGGGUCCCGGGGCGACCGGCGGCCAGACCCAGGAGACGGGUCCCGGGGCGACCAGUGGCCAGACCCACGAGACGGGUCCCGAGGCGUCCGGCGGCCAGACCCACCAGACGGGUCCCGUGGCAUCCGGGGGCCAGACCCACGAGACGGGUCCCGGGGCGACCGGCGGCCAGACCCACCAGACGGGUGACGGGGUGACUGGUGGCCAGACCGACCAGAUGGGUCCCGGGGCGACCGGCGGCCAGACCCACCAGAUGGGUGCCGGGGUGACCGGCGGUCAGACUCAGCAGAUGGGUGACAGGGCGACCGGCGGCCAGACCCAGGAGACGGUUCCCGGGGCGACCAGUGGCCAGACCCACGAGACGGGUCCCGGGGCAUCCGGCGGCCAGACCCACCAGACGGGUCCUGGGGCGACCGUCGGCCAGACGCAGCAGACAGGUCCCGGGGCGACCGGCGGCCAGAACGACCAGACUGGUACCGGGGAUACCAGCGGCCAGACCCACCAGACGGGUCCCGGGGCGACCGGCUGCCAGACCCACCAGACGGGUGCCGGGGAGAUCGGCGGCCAGACCCACCAGACGGGUGAUGGGGCGACCGGUGGCCAGACCCACGAGAUGGGUCCCGGGGCGACAGGUGGCCAGACGCACCAGACGGAUUCCAGGGCGACCGGCGGUCAGACUGACCAGAUGGGUGCCGGGGCAUCCGGCGGCCAGACCCACAAGAUGGGUGCCGGGGCGACCGGGAGCCAGACCCACCAGAUGGGUGCCGGGGCGACUGGCGAUCAGACUCACCAGACGGGUGACGGGGCGACCGGCGGCCAGACCCAGGAGACGGGUCCCGGGGCGACCAGUGGCCAGACCCACGAGACGGGUCCCGAGGCGUCCGGCGGCCAGACCCACCAGACGGGUCCCGUGGCAUCCGGGGGCCAGACCCAGGAGACGGGUCCCGGGGCGACCAGUGGCCAGACCCACGAGACGGGUCCCGGGGCGACCGGCGGCCAGACCCACGAGACGGGUCCCGGGGCGACCAGUGGCCAGACCCACGAGACGGGUCCCGGGGCGUCCGGCGGCCAGACCCACCAGACGGGUCCCGUGGCAUCCGGGGGCCAGACCCACGAGACGGGUCCCGGGGCGACCGGCGGCCAGACCCGCCAGACGGGUGACGGGGUGACUGGUGGCCAGACCGACCAGAUGGGUCCCGGGGCGACCGGCGGCCAGACCCACCAGAUGGGUGCCGGGGUGACCGGCGGUCAGACUCAGCAGAUGGGUGACAGGGCGACCGGUGGCCAGACCCAGGAGACGGGUCCCGGGGCGACCAGUGGCCAGACCCACGAGACGGGUCCCGGGGCAUCCGGCGGCCAGACCCUCCAGACGGGUCCCGGGGCGACUGGUGGCCAGACCCAGGAGAUGGGUCCCGGGGCGACCGGUGGCCAGACGCACCAGACAGAUUCCAGGGCGACCGGCGGCCAGACCGACCAGACGGGUGCCGGGGAGACCGGCGGCCAGACCCACCAGACGGGUGAUGAGGUGACUGGCGGCCAGACCGACCAGACGGGUCCCGGGACGACCGGCGGCCAGACCCACCAGAUGGGUGACGGGGCGACCAGCAGCCAGACCCACCAGAUGGGUGACGAGGCAACCGGCGGCCAGACACAAGAGACGGGUCCCGGGGCGACCAGUGGCCAGACCCACGAGACGGAUCCCGGGGCGUCUGGCGGCCAGACCCACCAGACGGGUCCCGGGGCAUCCGGCGGCCAGACCCACGAGAUGGGUCCCGGGGCGACCGGCGGCCAGACCCACCAGACGGGUGACGGAGCGAACAGCGGCCAGACCCACCAGACGGGUGACGGGGCGACCGGCGGCCAGACCCACCAGAUGGGUGCCGGGGCGACCAGGGGCCAGACCCACCAGACGGGUCCUGGGGCGACCGUCGGCCAGACGCACCAGACGGGUCCCGGGGCGACCGGCGGCCAGACCGACCAGACUGGUACCGGGGCGACCGGUGGCCAGACCCACCAGACGGGUCCCGGGGUGACCGGUGGCCAGAACCACGAGACGGGUCCUGGGGCAACCGGUGGCCAGACGCAGCAGAUGGGUCCCGGGGAUACCAGCGGCCAGACCCACCAGACAGAUGAUGGGGCAACCGGCGGCCAGACCCACCAGACGGGUGCCGGGGAGACCGGCGGCCAGACCCACCGGACGGGUGCCGGGGAGACCGGCGGCCAGACCCACCAGACAGGUGACGGGGCGACCGGCGGCCAGACCCACCAGACGGGUGCUGGGGAGACCAGCGGCCAGACCUACCAGACGGGUGAUGGGGCGACCGGCGGCCAGACCCACCAGACGGGUGACGGAGCGAACAGCGGCCAGACCCAUCAGACGGGUGCUGGGGAGACCAGCGGCCAGACCCACCAGACGGGUGCUGGGGAGACCAGCGGCCAGACCCACCAGACGGGUGACGGAGCGAACAGCGGCCAGACCCAUCAGACGGGUGACGGGGCGACCGGCGGCCAGACCCACCAGAUGGGUGCCGGGGCGACCAGGGGCCAGACCCACCAGACGGGUCCUGGGGCGACCGUCGGCCAGACGCACCAGACGGGUCCCGGGGCGACCGGCGGCCAGACCGACCAGACUGGUACCGGGGCGACCGGUGGCCAGACCCACCAGACGGGUCCCGGGGUGACCGGUGGCCAGAACCACGAGACGGGUCCUGGGGCAACCGGUGGCCAGACGCAGCAGAUGGGUCCCGGGGAUACCAGCGGCCAGACCCACCAGACAGAUGAUGGGGCAACCGGCGGCCAGACCCACCAGAUGGGUGCCGGGGAGACCGGCGGCCAGACCCACCGGACGGGUGCCGGGGAGACCGGCGGCCAGACCCACCAGACAGGUGACGGGGCGACCGGCGGCCAGACCCACCAGACGGGUGCUGGGGAGACCAGCGGCCAGACCUACCAGACGGGUGAUGGGGCGACCGGCGGCCAGACCCACCAGACGGGUCCCGGGGCGACCGGCGGCCAGACCCACCAGACGGGUCCCGGGGCGACCGGCGGCCAGACCCACGAGAUGGUUCCCGGGGCGUCCGGCGGCCAGACCCAGGAGACGGGUCCUGGGGCGACCGGCGGCCAGACCCAGGAGACGGGUCCCGGGGCGACCGGCGGCCACACCCACCAGUCGGGUCCCGGGGCGACCGGCGGCCAGAACAACUAG
Molecule: messenger RNA, 5511 nt
Organism: Emys orbicularis (European pond turtle)
Lineage: Eukaryota; Metazoa; Chordata; Testudines; Emydidae
Exons: 6
Coding region: 1-5511 (1836 amino acids)
Source: RefSeq, a predicted model, not a curated record